UCUCGCGCGCGAUAUCGGACGGAAUCGAUCCUCCAACCCAACCCUUUGCGACAACUCUCGUCUACCUGGGCUGUUUCUGUAGGAGGGUGAUGCUGAUUACUACAUAACUGGGGGGAUGCAUCAUGUUUUCCGACGCAUCCGUUACUCGCCCAUACCCUCGUCCACUUUAAUCGUACCCAAGAAUUUGGCUCGGUGCACAAUGGCGACCCAGGCCGCCCGGCGAUCCUACAAUGAUGCCAUCGAUGCGCUCAAUUCCCUUCAGUCCCCGUAUGCCAUCAUAGAGGCCCGCCGCAAGGCCGGCAUCCGCCCUGAUGCCACCUCCAUCGCCGAGAUGCGCCUUUACCUCGGGCGCAUCGGGUAUUCCCCUUCGGACCUGGACCGCCUCAACAUCUUACACGUAGCGGGCACCAAGGGCAAAGGCAGCACCUGCGCUUUCGCCGCCUCCAUCCUCGCCCACUACCAGCGCGCGCAUUCCAUACCACGCAAGGUCGGCCUCUUUACGAGUCCCCAUCUGAUCGCUGUCAGGGAACGGAUUCGCAUUGACGGAGCCCCGGUCAGUGAGGAACUCUUUGCGCGAUACUUCUUUGAGGUUUGGGAUCGGUUGGGUGAGACCGAAGCUCGGGACGGGCCGAUGACGAUAGAUGAACGGCUCGGCGUGCCCACGCCUCCGCGGCCGAUUUAUGCUCGUUACUUGACACUUAUGAGCUACCAUGUCUUCCUGCAGGAAGGCGUAGACGUUGCUGUUUAUGAGACAGGCAUCGGCGGCGAGUACGAUGCGACGAAUAUAGUUGAACGGCCUCUUGCUAGCGGUAUCAGUACCCUCGGCAUCGAUCACGUAUUCGCUCUCGGUAACACCGUGGAGAAAAUUGCCUGGCACAAGGCCGGCAUCAUGAAACCGGGCAGCGCCGCCUUCACGAUCGAGCAGCUCCCCGAAGCCGCUCAAGUACUACAGGAGCGGGCCGAUGCCAAGGGAGUGCCGCUCAAGGUCUUGAAUAUCGACCCUAGGCUCUCGGGUGUCCACAUACGUCCCGAUGCAUCGUUCCAGAAGAGGAACGCGAGUCUCGGAAUCGCACUGGCCGAGACGGCGUUGCAGACUCUUGACCCCGAGUUUAAGCGGGAUGACUCAGCCCUCCCCAGGGAAUUCAUUGAUGGCCUAGAGCAGGUCGUCUGGCGUGGUCGCUGUGAAGUGAAAACUGAGGGACAAAUUGUCUGGCACAUAGACGGAGCGCAUACGGUGGAUAGUCUGAAAAUGGCUACCAAGUGGUUCGCAGACGAGUGCCGCACGAAGGCUGGGCCCAAGGCUCUCAUCUUCAAUCAACAGGGGCGCGAAGAGGCCGUACACUUUCUCGAAGGCAUGAUCACGGCGCUUAAGGCUCACGACCUGGGGGUCGAUGACGCCUUUGCACAUGUCGUCUUCUGCACAAAUGUCACGCAUGCUGAGACGGGCUACAAGCGUGAUUUUGUCAAUUACCAGUACGACCCGGAGGCCAUCAAAGCCCUUACAGCACAGCAUGGAUUUGCUGAAAAAUGGGCGGCUCUUGACCCUAAAGCCCAUAUUACUGUUGUACCCACCAUCGAGGACGCCAUAAACCACGUGCGUGGUCUAAGUGCGUCCGUAGUCGAGGGUCAGACGGUGCAGGCUCUCAUCACAGGGAGCCUGCAUCUUGUUGGGGGAGCGUUGGCUAUCUUGGAGGGUGUGGAUGCAUUGUAAGAUAAUCGGGAGGCGACCAUUCAUGAUAUCGACCCGAGAUCAUAACGAGGACGCACUUCCUCAGAUAGGCACAUACAACACGCGCACACACAUGUAUAUCUAUGCACAUCAUUCAUAUUUGGAUAGGCAGGAAGGUAAAAGAUAUAUUACGGUAGGCAGGUUCAUGCAUUCAACUUUGGUAGGAGUCGGGUAGGUAGAGGUAGACAGGAUAUAUACCCUACGAGAUCCGCAUUGGUUCAACCCCGGAUCUUCUUGCAAUUAAUAUCAUUAUUUUUAUUAGAAAA
Messenger RNA from Xylaria bambusicola, 1995 nucleotides. Its product is annotated as tetrahydrofolylpolyglutamate synthase. Gene Ontology annotation, cellular component: mitochondrion; cytosol; cytoplasm. Gene Ontology annotation, biological process: tetrahydrofolylpolyglutamate biosynthetic process. The coding region runs from base 116 to 1711 and encodes 531 amino acids. NCBI's taxonomy places the organism in Eukaryota, Fungi, Ascomycota, Sordariomycetes, Xylariales, Xylariaceae. Gene Ontology annotation, molecular function: tetrahydrofolylpolyglutamate synthase activity; ATP binding. The transcript is spliced from 2 exons. The record is from RefSeq and is a predicted model, not a curated record.